This is a messenger RNA of Hymenoscyphus albidus, 949 nucleotides long. The record is from the annotation of a GenBank genome assembly. Lineage: Eukaryota; Fungi; Ascomycota; Leotiomycetes; Helotiales; Helotiaceae.
AUUGUACAUUGAAUCAUAACUGUCAUGAUUCAGCCAUACUGGUACACUAUUCAAUAAGGUAACAUCCUGAACACAAACACAUUUACCCUCAUACAACCUCACCUCCAACCAACCCCCUCCUCUACAACAAACAACCCAAAAACAAUGCCACCAACGGAAUCCAAAAUCCUAACAACCUACCUCCUCCUCCCCUCACCACUCCCCUCAAUCCUGCCCCCCAAAUCCUUUCCCGCUCUCUUCCCCAAGUCCCAACAAUCCUCACCCCAAAUCCAGGCACUCUACCGGGACCUCCUCCACCAACGCGCCCUCGUCGUCGACGCCGUCGCACACAAUGUAGCAGCAGAAGUAAAGAGAGGCCACACACAGAAACGACUAGUCGCACGCUCAAGACGUCAGGCGGAGAAAGGAGGGGAAUUGGGAGACGAGGAGGUGGAAGUUGAGGAAGUGGUAUGUUUCCCAUUCACCUAUUCUGCUUCAUCCUCUAUAUUCAAUUGUUAAUGUAAUCCCCCAGCUCUUCAAAUCCACCGCAAACCUGCCGACUCCCAAACCUCACACCCUGUUCAGCAUCAUACCCGCGCUCGAAGAAGCCACCGCACUUGUUGAAGACGAGAUACAACGAUUGGAUGCUGAGGCGGAAGAGCUGUUGCGGGAGAUUGAGAGCACAGUUGGGGGAUUAAGUGAUUUGCGGUACGGGAAGUUGGCGAAUGGGAAGUUACCGGAGGAGGUACUGGGGGGUUUGAGGAGGCUGGAGGAUUCUUGUAAGGGGAGCUGAGAUCUUGACUGCUGAUUGUUGGUUCUUGAAUGCGCAAGAACAGGAACUACGAGGGCACGCAGAUGGGGAAAAUCGGUCGACUUUUGCAUCGCGCUCUGAAAAGAAAUCUGAUUGUAGCAGGAGGACAUACUUUGGCACGGAAGAGGGAAAUUUGAGGGACAGCAGGUACAUCACAGG